AUGAAUAUUCGCAUUGGUCUUCAUAAUACAGUAUGUUUUCGGUUGGAAAAUGACACCAGUGACAGGGAUUCGCUGUUUGCCGACGUGCUCACUGUGAGAAGUCAGGAUCAAGGAUGGUUGCACACCCUCACACUAUCACAAUUGGAGCACCAUCAUCCGAUUUCGCAACAGUACGAGUUUGCGAUCCCGGAAGUCAGGGCUUCCUGUAUCUGCGAAUGCGAUUCCAGUUCGGAUAGUACUAAUACAACAGCACUACCACAAAAGGACACCAUCCUAUCUCAGCCACUUACACCUUCCUGCUCUGAGAUUAACUAA
Messenger RNA from Gongylonema pulchrum, 315 nucleotides. The record is from the annotation of a GenBank genome assembly. NCBI's taxonomy places the organism in Eukaryota, Metazoa, Nematoda, Chromadorea, Rhabditida, Gongylonematidae.